UCUUUAUUCUAUAUUCUAUUUCUGUCUUCUCCUUCUUUUAUUUCUUCCUUCUCUCUUCUUCACAUACUCUCUAUUCACCCAUGUCGAAUCAGGAGCUCUCCGAUGCCGAAGAAAGCAAGAAACUGCUCGAAUCCAAGCUUCUUCCAAGACCCAUAUCAAGAUUCCAAGAUCAGUGCAAGAUCACAGUUCCUGAAGAUCAAAACCCAGAAGAAAAGAAAGAAGAAAGAGAAGAAACAUCUCCCUCUUUAGCUUCUAAAGAGCAUGAAAUACAACAAAAGGACGAGAAAAAACCUGAAGAAGAAGAAGAAGAGAAUGAUGGAUAUCGAACGCCGACAUCUGAGGAGCACAAAAUACCAGUACUGCAAGAAUGCCCACCUGCACCGAAGAAACGGAGAAUCGAAUCGCGGGUUGAGAGAAAAUCAUCUUCAGCUCAUUUCCAUGAGAUGAAGGUUUUCGAUACUGAAUUUUGGUUAUAUAGCCCAAUUUUCUUAGAGGUGGAACCCACGAUCAAGAAGGCCAGAAGGGGUGAUACUAAAUAAGAUUAUGUUUUUUUCUUUUCUUUUAGGCUGUGUUUGGUUGCAACAAAUAUCAUGAUAUUUCUUGAUUUAUCAGUCAUGUAAAAAUUUCAUGAUAUUUGGUGCAACCAAACACAACCUUAUGUAUUAGUAAGUAUAUCAAUAUUCAUGUGAUACUCUUUUUUCUUUUGAAUAGUAAUUAGAUUAUUCUAUCAUCUAAUCUUUACUAUCACUUAAAGAUAUUAUGAUUAUAUUAUGGUGUGGAAUUCCACAUAUGAAUUCAUGCCACCAGUCAUCUUGCUAGUAAGAGUCCUACUGCUGUAUUCACACCAGAUGGGCCCCACUUUCCGGCUAAAAUUGAAUGUGGACCAUUGAUCGAUUCCUUUUAAUUAGCUGUUUUUUUUAGGGCCUUAUAUUUGUGGACCUGGCUUGCGCUUGAACGGCCUGGAUUUCAUGUUGACGCGCGCAGGGAUGAUGGUUUGGAAUUCCUACUCUCCAUAUUAUUUCUCCAUGAAUAAUGUUAUAAUUUAUUU
This is a messenger RNA of Magnolia sinica, 1048 nucleotides long. RefSeq names its product cyclin-dependent protein kinase inhibitor SMR2-like. The transcript has a single exon. NCBI's taxonomy places the organism in Eukaryota, Viridiplantae, Streptophyta, Magnoliopsida, Magnoliales, Magnoliaceae. Gene Ontology annotation, biological process: regulation of DNA endoreduplication. The record is from RefSeq and is a predicted model, not a curated record. Bases 81 to 539 code for a protein of 152 amino acids.